CCCUAUCAUAAACAAAAAGUUUAAAAAAAAACAUGUAUAAAUAUAUUUCAAGAUUUCAGUGUGUCAUGAAAUAAAAACCCGGCAAGACAAUGAGACGUGGUCCUGGAGGUAUUGGUGCUAUUAACAAACAAAGAUUAGCAAAGGUAGUAUAGAAACAGACGAUACAAACCUAACAAUCAUAUUUCAAUAUUUCAACAUCAAAUAUUUUAAUAAUAAUGCUAAUGGUAGAUAAUCGAUUAAAUCGAUGAUCGAUCAGGGCCUCUUUUAACAUAUAGACUAGGAGGGACAUGUCCCCCCCCCCCCAGCCCUCUUACUGGCCCCUCCAGUCGGCAAUUUGCCCCAGUGAGGUCCCUAAGAACCCAGACUGCAGAGUACGGCAAGUGCACACCCGAGUUUUUUUUUGGCCAAUGGUAUUGCACACUUAAACAUAUUUAAAAUAUUUUCCAGUUUUGUCAGGCAUUAAAAUAAGGACUUCUAAGACAAGUGUAAUAUAACAACCACCUGAAUAUCGGGAACGCUGAUUCAUGAGCGCAAAUGAAAAAUGUCCAUUAAAGUUUCGAAUUUCUAUCUACAGCAGAGUUUUGCGAUCAUCAGGUUGUUAUGAUUAAACAAAACCGUAUAGCAUGUAAGCUUGGGCACAAGAGAACUUAUAAUUGGUCCGAUUUCCUUGAGGCGCCACCAUGGUUGGUGCCGAGCGGAAAAUUUUUGAAAUUUGGAGUCCCUACAUUGUCGGAAAUGGCAUUUUCGAGUGAAACACUUUUCCAUUUACAACUCAAUUACAAGGACAUGCACAUUUUCCUUUUACAGGACACAAAGUGUGUCAAAAACACGCUAUUUUGUACAUGUUCAUAAUGACUUUUAACUCCGAUCGAAAUAUAUAUUCUUGUUUGUUCGUCAGAAUUUGGACCACGUUUUGUUUUCCUGAGAGGCAGAAAUUUUAGUUAUUUGUACAAAUAACAAUCAUUGUUUAAUAUCAUUAGAACAUGCAGCUAUUUACAAGUGCACACUUGACUACGUUAACUGAGGAUUGCACACUUGCACACCUGAAUUUUUGUCUUACACACCUGAGAUCUCGUCGAAAACUGCCAUACUCUGCAGUCUGGCUAAGAACUACCUGCAGUAGGUGGUCAACCAGCAAUUAUAAUAUGUCAAAGUGAGAAAAUGAUGUUAAGUUGUUAACAUUUCUGAAUUUGACUAUCAUCUGCAGGCCCGUAACUAGCUAUCAGUCAACCGAGUCAAUUGACUCGGUAGGCCAGAAUUUGGGGACUGAAAUUUAAACAUCACCAGAAACCUAAACCAUGACUGAAAUAAUUUCAGACCUCUCAACUCUCACACAUUCGGUGUGAGUCUCACGCAAUUCGCUUCACUCUCACGCUCUCACGCCACAUUUAGUAAAUCUCACCCAUAUAGCAGUUUCAUAGUAUUUUUUCAAUAAUAUAAUAUUGUAUUCAUUAUAUGGAUCGCGAAUCGAAUAUCUAAUCGCGUGUUAUUGUUCUUGCAUAUAUAUAGCCCGACAUUUUGCCCGCAAUUUGGAUAGAAAAUAGUACGCAUAUGUAAAAAUGGCGGAGACAAAAAGCAGAAUCAGUCCGAGCAGAAAUUUAGAAUUAUAUAUGUAAACUAUCAAAGGCAAAUUAAAGCUUAUUACUGUAUGUCACAGAAAUACAGUUAUUGUAACUAAAGUGCCUUGUCUUUUAAAGGACGUUAUGAAGCAAUGUAUUUCAUUAAAAAACACCAACUCUCAUAAUGUACGAAAUGCCAUUUCAGCUAGACCCCGGGACGUUUACAAAGGUGUCAUCCACAUCCCCAAUCUUACUCUUAACUUCUCUGCAAAGUUGAGAGGUCUGUAAUUUGCUCAUGGAACAAGGCAUGAAAUAGCAUUUUAGGACAAAAUUCUAGUUUAGUUUUUCCAAGCAAAGAUACUCCAAAGAGACCACCCUAUCUUGCUCUUCAGUGACACUGAGAUGUAAUACAGUAUAACUGUAGAAUUAGAAGUGUGGUGAAUGAUAAUACUAUACCAUACACAUUUUCAUUACUGCAUCAUCACAUCAUGUUGCCUUAUUGGGACUGGAUUACAUUUGGGAAACUGUAAAAUUACAGUAAUUGUGUCACUGUUUAUAAGGUUAAUUUCUUGCUGGUGGGAAUACUCCUUAAAAUGCUAGAAAUAGCUUAUCUGAGCUUCAGGAAAUCCAAAGACCCCUCUAGAUGGCUUGCACCUUCAGUGCCAGUAUUCAUAUUCAACACAUAUAAUAAAAAUAAAAUUUAAAAGUUUUUUGCUUCCUUACAUGAGCGCUAUGAUGCAAAUGCCCCCAAAACUCACUACACAAACCACAGGGCCUAUCAGAGAAAUUCGGGGCCCUGGGGCAAAUUUUUGCUUUGGGGACCUUUUCUUCCCAAAAAUGUUGGCGAGGGGGGGGGGUAAGGUACUCCAAAGUAGGCUAAGGUACUACAAAGUAGGCUAAGGUACUCCAAGGUAGGAUAAGGUACCCUAAGGUAGGCUAAUUAGGUACUCUAAGGUACUCCAAGGUAGGCUAAGGUACUCCAAGGUAGGCUACGGUACCCUAAGUUCCCCUAAUGUAGGCUAAGGUACUUUGAGGUAAGCAGUAAGGUACUUUAAGGUACUCCAAGGUAAGCUAAGGUACUCCAAGGUAGGCUAAGGUACCCUAAGAUACUCUAAGGUACUCCAAGGUAGGCUAAGGUACCCAGAGGUAGGCUAUGAUAAGGUAAGGUAAUGUACCCUACAUUAGGCUAAGGUAGGCUAAUUUACUCUAGGGAUGUCUAAGGUAGAUUAAUGUACCCUAACACACCCUAAGGUACCCUAAUGUCAUUAUAUUUUGAUAUACUAUAAUGAGGGCUACAUGAAAUCUAUACCUAUAUUAUUAUGGCUUGUACGAUUUGUCAUGCGAAAAACGCAUAAGACACAGUUACUGUGAGUUUUUACUACGAUGGAUUUGCAUUUGGAAGUGUGCAAUUAAGUAUGAUCCUACAAUUAGAAUUGUAAAUAUUUUAAUCUGGAAUAACCGUUUUAACACAAAUUACCGGUAUAUCAAUGAUCACCUGUUUAUGCACGCAUAUAUUAUUUUCUGAUUAUAUUCUAGUCUAGCUAGUGCUUGGCGACAGGGUAGGGUGGGUCAAUGAUUUGUUGCUAUUUGCGUGUACGCAUAGCGUACCUAUUUUUUAAAAGGACACACUUUACCUCCACGCCAUGCAAGCACAACAAUCACUUGGAAGUGUGGCAGACUGACUUGAGCACAAAUACUCGUCAACUAAGAAUAUUCGUUAAAGUUCAGUGCUGCCUUAAGGCAAAAAUUUGUUUCAAAUAGGUAAAAUGAGGGCCAUCAAUAACUUUUAAUUUUCACCGUAACUUGAACAAUAACUUCAUAUCUCGAGCUACGAAAUAAGACUGUUAUGUAAAUGUGACUAAUGCAUAUAUUAGUGCGGUAUUAGUAAAUAUUUUAAAAUUUGUGGGUCACAGAAGCGCAGUUAUGGCACUUUUGGGCUGUUUAGAUCAUAGUCUUUCUGAAAACUCAGUACUAAACUUCAAAGCGGUUGUAAUGAGCUGGGAGUUUAUGUUCAGCCAUACCUUACACCGUGCGCACAUCCUUUGUUUUAGGUUUAUUAAUAUUUAAAUAACAUGGUUGAAUGACUGAACUGAAACGUUGCUAUUGGAUGAUUCGUUCAUUAUACUGAAAUACAAUGUGUUCAUUGGCGUGCACAAAACUGCAUAAACGCGAACAAAAAGAACAAAGACUUUAGCAGGAGUUUCCAAACCAUGUUUUGAAAGACUAUGUGAUUUAUUUAGAUCAAUGGUUGAGGCUAUCUAACAAGUACAUAAAUCAUGCAGUCUAAAUUAUUCAUUAAAUUUUCAGUUGUCGAAUGAAACUUAAAAGCGAGUCCUGAUUGAUUUUUGUAGCAUGAUUUCUGCAGAUAUUGCCAUUAUCAUGAAACCGCGUAUAGGAAAAUAAUGCACAACUUGCAUGUUAGACUAAAUUUUAAUCUAAGUAAAGAGAAGGGAAACAAACACCACAGCUAAAAAGAACAUAAUGAAAUUAGUAAAAUUGCAAAAUUUGCAUGUUUGCGAAAUGUUGUAAAGCUUGAAAAAUAUAGUCUUGCAAAGUUUGCAAAUUUUGUAUAAGUAUGUUUGUAUUACGUGCGGAAAUUGUUACCAUUUUCAGCUCAAAAAUGGUAACAAUUUCCGCACGUAAUAUAUAACAUAUACAAAAUAUGCAAACUUCACAAGGCUAUAUUUUCCGUAUUUUACAACAUUUCGUAACCAAAUUUUGCAAUUUUAUUAAUUUUAAUAAGCUCUUUACGGGAAUAUACUUUUUUUUGCCUAGAUCAAAAAUUAGUGGCUAGCAUGCAAGUUGUCUAUUGAAGCCGGUGGUAAUUUUACAGAAUUACAGGCGUUUCUUGACAUGUAAAAACUACAGAAAAACCAGAAAUAUAUAUAAACCAGAAAUAUAUAUCUGGCUAUCAUCAUGCAGGAAAUAAACACAUGAUUACUUUAAACAAUAUUGCUGUGGGAAGUGACUGGAAAUGGAUUUUCCGGGCUUUAUUCCCAAGACCAAGUACAAUUUUCAAUUUACAAGGACAUAUUUUCGUUUUACAAGGACACAAAGUGUGUCAAAAACACGCUAUUUUAAUGCCUGGAUGUGUCUGUGUUUAGGCCAAGUAUGAACAGAAAGGAAGUGCUAUUGCUGAUGCACAGAUAUCUCAGGUUGGCUUUAUUUUUACAAAUAAAGUAUAAUGAUAAAUGUCUUUCGAGUUGCAUGAAAAAUUCAAAUAACAUAACUGUGAUGUAACUGUUGAUGCUAUUGUGUUUAAACUUUAGAUGUCCAAACAGCUGGAAUCAUUUAAAACUUAUCUUGAAGAAUUUGCUACCAAACACAAAUCAGAUAUCAAGAAAAAUGCUGAAUUUCGAGGUCAUUUUCAGCAAAUGUGUGCAAGAAUUGGAGUUGACCCUUUAGCAUGUACGUAUUAGUGUAAUGUGUAUUACACAAUAUACAGUUACUGGAUGAGGUUUUUGUGAUAUCUAUAAUUAUAAAGGUGGAGGUACUGAUAACACUUACCAUAAUUCCGGAAAUCACAAGAACCAAAUUCAGUAAUUUUAUACAUUGCAUUUUCAUUAAAAUCUUUCAACAAACAAUGGUUUGGCGCGCAAAAACAACAUUUAGUUUUUAAAAAGGCUUAUUUGUGAAAACGAUUUAAAAUAUCACAAUAACAGAUAACACUGUUAUUUGUAAUUUGAGCUAGUGGUCUGUAAUUUUAUAGCAAGUGCAGCAACAGCAGCAACAACACCUGAUAAGCAACAAUCAAAAUUGUGUUAUUGUAUGUGCUCUGUUGUUACGCAUAGAAGAUGACCAAUGUGUUAAUUAGACAAAAAAAUAUUUGUUUAUUUUAGCGAGCAAAGGAUUCUGGGCAGAAAUGUUGGGAGUAGGUGAUUUUUAUUAUGAGGUAAGCAGCCGGGAUAAAGUAAUCAGUGGAUAUUAUGUUACUGACAACACUACAAUUCAGAUUAGAGAAAAGGACAAUUGGAAAUACAAUUUACAGUAUGACGUCUGGUUUCUUUCGUUUGUUAAUAAUUUAUUAUUCUGACUGGUGCUUUAUUUUGUAAUUAUCUAACCUAAGUGGUGAGAGGCUGCCAUGGGACAAGCUAGCCCCUCCAAUAUACAAGCUUCCAUCCAAUCCUCUAUCGGACUUUACCGUAUACUAUAGCUCAGUUGGAAGAGCGUCGAGCUAGCAUUUCGAAGGUCACGUGUUCGAAACCCAGCAGCGGUAGGCAGAAUUUUCGGCUUUUGACCUGUAUAGCUUAAAAUAUGUCACACACCACGAGCUAAUUUCUACUGCUUUAUGAUGGUGGUAUGCAAAUCAUGAAAGAAUGGAGGAGUCGGUAGCGGACCUACCACGAAGCUGCCUUAUAUGUACGAUGAAUUUGGCAAAGAAACCAGCAGACUGUCACAGCGGAUUUGGACCCCAGUAGAUUUGGACCCCCCAGUCCAAAUCUCCUAGUAGAUAUGGACCCCCCGGUCCAAAUCUCCUAGCAGAUGUGGACCCCCUUUAGCGGAUAUGGACCCCCUUUUUUAAACAGUUUUCUACACUAAGAACAACCCCAAUAACGGUGAAUAUGUUAAAUUCAAUUAGUUUUCCGAUACCCGUAGCUACUUAUCAACCACACAUAGUCAUUUAUUGUGAAUAGAAAACUUUUCAUUGCCAGUGAGAUCCAAAUUCAAAAAUAUUAAACUACAAGUAAACUAGAAAGAUCCAAAUGCAUGGAAAGUGUGUAUACAACUAUAAAAGGAUAAAUAAACACACUAAAAACUCAUGUAUAUACGUAAUAUGACGUUUAUAUGAGCAAAAUAGCUAAAAAGGCUUCCAUUUAGAUGAGUCACCAUCACUUAUUGUUUAAACAUUUUCAUGGAAUCGCGUUGCUCUAAUAUUCUAUUUCUAUAGCUUUUCUUAAAACCAUUAGUGGAUAGUCGCAGGCUUCCAUUCAGAUGAGCCGCCAUCACUUAUUGUUUAAAAACAUUCAUGGAAAUCGUGUUUCGUGUCGAUCCAAAUGCUGUAUGCAAUUUCUACGAUUGUACUCUAUUUUUCUAUUUUACGUUUUGUGGCCUUUAUCACAAAUAUUUAAGUGACUAUAAAUACUUCAGAUUGAUCACUAUUAUGAAUUUGGUUUAUAUUAUUGUGUUCACAUUACAUAUAUUUAACUUUUGAAGGGGGUUCAAAUCCGCCAACGGGGGUCCAUAUCUACUAGUGGACCCGGGGGUCCAAAUCUACUAGUGGAUAUGGACCGGGGGUCCAAAUCUACAGGGGUCCAAAUCAACUGGGACACCUGCCUGACGUUUGGAUCAAGUUAUUAGGCCAGCUGUAGCGGCUGCUGUUGCCGCUCCAAUACGAGAACUGUUACUGGAGUAAUAUUACUCGCUUGGCUAAGCUCUAUCCAAAAGAUGACGCAAAUAAAAAUUAUCUUGUGCCGAGGUAAGUGGAGAACCGUCUGGCCAACGAUCAAGGGAUGAACCACACACCGCUAUGUAUCGUUGACCGAACGCCCAAUAUAUACAAAACAGCCCGAUGCAAACUGAUCUUUCUUCAAAGAUUCAAUGUGAAGCCUGACAGCGAACCAGCGAUGAAUGCCUUAUUGGAGAUUCAGAGAUCGUGUUGGGCAUUGAAAUGCUCCCCAAAGCGAAAAAAAGCUAAAAAGAAAGCUGCCCAAAACAUCCGUGCUCUUGCUUCCGAGGCUUGA
Paramuricea clavata is the source of this 7240-nucleotide messenger RNA. The record is from the annotation of a GenBank genome assembly. Lineage: Eukaryota; Metazoa; Cnidaria; Anthozoa; Malacalcyonacea; Plexauridae.